Molecule: messenger RNA, 1761 nt
Organism: Bufo bufo (common toad)
Lineage: Eukaryota; Metazoa; Chordata; Amphibia; Anura; Bufonidae
Gene: SDCBP2
Product: syndecan binding protein 2
Exons: 9
Coding region: 100-978 (292 amino acids)
Cellular component (GO): cytoplasm; plasma membrane
Molecular function (GO): protein binding
Source: RefSeq, a predicted model, not a curated record
CCGCCCCUCCCUGCUGGAAGAACCAUAUAGAUAGCAACCAGGAAGACAGGUGAGCUAGAACCGAGAAGAGGGACACCGCACUCACCAGGUACUUCAGUCAUGUCUCUGUACCCAUCUCUAGAGGAUCUGAAGGUGGACCGGACCUUACAGGCUCAGUCCAUCCAAGUGAUCGCCCAAUCACAGCCUGCAGCCAUAAUGCCACCUGUGCCCUUCACCCAUGGUCUAUACCCAAACCUGGCCCAACUCAACAAUUACAUGGGACUGUCACUGACGGAUGAGGAGUUACAGCUCAAUAUGUCACUGGUUCCAUCUGGAGGAAAUGAGGUGGCAGUCCCUCAAACCCUCCAUGGUGGUCUAGUGGCUCCAGUCACUGGUAAUGACAUCGGUCUGAGACGGGCAGAAAUUAGGAAUGGGAUCCGGGAAGUUAUCCUAUGUAAGGACGAGAAUGGCAAGGUGGGCCUGAGGCUGCGGGCUGUGGAUAAGGGGGUGUUUGUGCAGCUCGUCCAAGCCAAUUCUCCAGCCUCCCUGGUGGGCCUGAGAUUCGGGGAUCAGCUAUUACAGAUUGAUAACCAGGACUGUGCUGGGUGGAGCAGCGAACGGGCUUACAAGGCACUGAAGAAAGCAGGACAGGACAGAAUCAGCGUAAUAGUCCGGGACCGCCCAUUCCAGCGUACCGUUACUCUACAGAAGGACAGCUCAGGACAUGUAGGCUUCAUCUACAAGAAGGGAAAGAUCACAUCACUGGUAAAGGACAGCUCGGCUGCCAGAAAUGGGCUGCUCACCAACCACUACCUGUGUGAGGUCAACGGGCAGAACGUCAUUGGACUCAAGGAUAGCCAGGUAGAAAACAUUUUGGCAUCAUCCGGCCGCAGUGUCACCAUCACCGUGAUCCCUACCAUCAUCUACCAGCACAUUGUAAAAAAAAUGUCAUCUGGACUCAUUAAGAACGCCAUGGAUCAUUCCAUCCCAGAGGUGUAAAGACACCUGGCUGGAAAACGAUGUAUGUAAGCACCUGAAGUAACAUGGUCAAUAGCCUGAAGGUGCGUCAAGUCCUAAUAUGCACUUUAUAUAUAUAUAUGUCCAACCUCAUUCUACACGAGGACCCCAUCACCACCACCAACCUAUGGCCUGUUCCUUUCGUAUCCGGCUCGAUCUUCUACAGAGAGCAAGACUUGUCCAGCAACAAUCAUAUUAUAUGCAGACUUUAUUUAUUGAGAAGGAUCGACCGGACAAUCCAGUUGUGGGGGCACACCAAGGAACUGUAUGUUACAAGUAACCUCAUCACUGAGAUAAGACAGAAUACGUUAUGGUGUGAUCUAUCAAUCAUAUUACUUAGCUAAAUCCCCCCUCAUAUAUAAUUGGAUCGUUCCAUUUCCUCUUCCUAUAACUAUCAUUAUGGUAGCCACAUGGCUGCAACCGUGUCUACACUAUGUAAUAGCAGGUACCAAGAAAAUCUCAGUAUUUCUUGGUGAUGCAUGGUAUUUGAUGGGAUUGUGGGUAGACCUGAGAUUUACCACACAUAGCGUGUAUGGUGUCAUACAGUGGAGAACCCCUUUAAGCUUUUCGGUUACCUGUAUACCUCCAUAUAAUCAAGAUGCCGCUGUGCUGCUAACCUGAUAAGGGUCCAAAUCUCUAGGCUAAUAUUCACUUCACGGACACUUAUAUUAUUGCUAUAUAUCAAAUUUUUCUCCGAGAUUUUUUUAACCUGAUAUGUUCAACUGAAUCUUGAUACUUUAAUAAGAAUAAAAAAAGAGAAAAUAA